UAAAUUUUUGUUCUUUGUGUUUACUUUUGGAAUGAUUGUUGUUUUUUUUUUAAUUGUUUACAAUUUAUUUUAAUCUUCAUUUGAAUUUUGGUUUUUUAAUCAUUUGCAUGAAUUUGUGUUCCUUUGGUUUUCUAUUGAAAAUUUGGACUAUUCUUUCUUGAUUUUUUACCAAUGGAGGGAACUCAAUGUCCGAUUUGUGGUAAACAUUUAACUGGAACCGUUGAAGAGACUACUCAUCAUGUUAAUUUGUGUAUUGACAAUUCACAGAGUUUAGAUUUGAUUGGAAACCUUUUCACAAAUGAAUUGAAUGCUGCUACUGUUGGUGGUACAAGAAAAUUUGGCUACUGUCCUGUUUGUUAUAAAUUAACUGGAGUUACUGCUCAGCAUAUUAAAUCUUGUGGUAAAUCAAAAGGUAUUGAAACUAAAGAGUUGAUUGUUAUGUGUGCACCAGAUCCUAUGGAAGAUUUUGGUAAAAAGGGAAAAGGUGGUAAAAAAGGUAACCAGGGAAAAACUAAAAAAGAACUUGAUAAUAACCCUUUUGGCCCUGGUUGUACCAAAGAAUGUGAUGCUGACCCGAAAAAAGCUUCAAAUGGUGGAAGUAAAUUAAAACAACCAACCGAAUUUCUAUUUAAACCAACCAAACCAAGUCAAGCGAAAAAGUUGAUUGCUCCGAAAGAGAAAAAACCAAGGAAAACAAAACCUAAAGUGACCGCAGUUCGAAAGGGUAAAGUUAAUUCUAAUCAGCUGAUAUUACAACCAAGUAAAAGUGGAUUAAUCCUUAAAAUGGGUAAACCUAUUGGUAUUUCCAAAGGUGAACUAUUUAAACUGAGCGAGGAAGAGAAACAAGAAAUAAUCAAGAAGCGAAUUGAAAAUAUAUUAUCGAAUACUAUUCAUCCAAACAAUUGCAUCUCAACCUAUUUCCAAACUGAUUUACCAGUUUCAUGGACAAAAGCAUCUUUAACUUGUUCAAAAUUAAAUUUCAUCGUCGAGGGUUUUGAAAGAUUUUGUUCUAUUGAAAAAUUCCAAGAAUCACCAACAAAAUGUUCAGAUGAUAUUCAAAAAUGAGAAAUAAUUGAUUGGACCUGAUUUCCGAUGAUUAUGAUUAUGAAAGCAAAAAAGAAAACCAAUCAAAUUUUGUUAUUUUAAAUGCAUGUUCAUUAUCAUCAAAUGUUCUGAUUCAUCAAUCAAAUUCACAAUCAGAAGCAACAUUGAUUUAAUCAAUCACUUAAUCGAUCAAUUCUUCCACUGAUUGCAUGUACAUCAGAUUUAUCGAUUUCAAUUUGAUUUAAUCAAAUUUAACAGAAACAAUCAAAUGUAAAAUAAUGUAAAAUUUUAUGAGAAAGACGAGAAACAAUCAAUUGAUAUAUAAUCACAUUUUAUAUUUAUGAUUUCUAUUCAAUUACUGGUUAACUGAACCAAAAAUCAGGAAAAAUAAACUUGUAAUUAUAAUUACAAAUCAA
This is a messenger RNA of Panonychus citri (citrus red mite), 1460 nucleotides long. RefSeq lists its product as uncharacterized. The record is from RefSeq and is a predicted model, not a curated record. The transcript has 2 exons. NCBI's taxonomy places the organism in Eukaryota, Metazoa, Arthropoda, Arachnida, Trombidiformes, Tetranychidae. Bases 172 to 1065 code for a protein of 297 amino acids.